AUUUUUGUUCCAGCUCUAUGAGGGAAGCAAAACAUUAUUUUCGUUAUUUUUAUUUUUUGAUUAAAAAGUCGGUGGUCGAGGAACAUGUGAAUGUGGAAAAGCGACAGAGCUUUUCGAGCAGAUUGUAAGUGCACAGGUAGAACCGAACGGCGGAAAACCAUUUGGCGAAAGUGAAAAGAGUGUGAAAAGGCAGCGAAAAGAGAAUAGAGAAAAAAUAUAGCAGCCAGUUUCGAGGGCGUGUGUGUGUGUGUGUGCGUGACAUAUUGUUUAAAGCGGAAAAAACAACAAACGUAGAAAGAAAAAGAAGAACAACAAUGCAGCAGCAACAACAAUAUCAGCAGCAGCAAGGCAGCCUUGUUGGCUACAACAACAAAAUGAACGUCUUGCCCAAUUACACGCUCAGCGGAAUGAGCUCCUUUGAUGCCGAAUCGCUGCCAGAUUACUCAGAAUUUGAUUCCGAAUCGGUAACUCUGGACUAUUACAAGGAAAGUGUUCUACGUCCACCAGCGGAGAAAAUGGCGCCGACAACCACGAUUGAGACCAUCACAAUCACGAGGCCGCUGAAGGUGAUUGCAUUUAUCUGCGGCGUCAUCGUGGUGGUUUUGAUGAUCAUGGCCCUAGCAUCCACAGACUGGCUGAUGGCCUCCGACUGGCGGCAGGGUCUCUUUGUGCACUGCAUCGAGGACGAUUCGGUGGCGCCGCUGCCUUUCAACAUCCAGGAUCCACCAGGUUGCUACUGGACCCGCGAUGUGGGCUACAUCAAGGCCACAGCCGCUCUUUGCAUCAUCACGCUAAUAACGGACGUUAUUGCCACAGUACUGACUGGUCUGGGCCUGAAGACGCAGAACCAUAAUCUUAAAUAUAAGUUCUAUCGUAUAGCGGUAUUGGUGAUGCUCGUAUCCUUGCUGGCCGUGUUGUCCGCUUUGAUCGUGUAUCCAGUUUGCUUUGCCGGCGAACUAACCAUGGCCAAUCGGCGAGUCUGGGAAUUCGGCUGGGCCUAUGGCGUCGGCUGGGGCGCGGCCAUCUUCCUUUUCGGAGCCGUCGUUCUGCUGCUCUGCGACAAGGAGUCGGAGGAGAUCUACUAUAAGGAGAGGAAAAUCGUACAUGAAAACCAAAUGCGCGCCUAGGCAAGGCCGCACGACCUGCCUGACGUCGUUCUGUAGACUAAGUAUAUAGCAACCAACCAACAACAACAAACAACACACACAGACACAUAGAUUUCGAUUUAAAUCAGACUCAAGAACAGAAGCAAUUUGCAGCUAAACGAAUGUGUUAUAAUUAUAAUUGUGUAUAUCAUGUCCAUUUCAAACCAAAAAUCCGUAGCCAUCAGCCACCCCACCAACCAUCUCAUAGUACUCGGCAUUUGUUUAGAUGAGGUUUCCCCAAUGAGUUUAUAUUUUGUGUUCGUUUCGAAAGGUAAUCGUAGACAAGCCACAAACACACGACCCACAUCUAUCAUGUAGUCAGUCACAUGUAUGUACGUCUAGGAAUUCUGAAAGCUAAUCGCAUUAACCAAACCCCCCGUAUAUACAAUUGCAUGCCCAAUGAGUUCCACAACAUUUGUAGUCGACUUCUAGAGCUUGCUUUUCGGUAGAAAACUGUCAGCAGGUGGCAGUUGAAAUUAGACCUCCUACAAUAUUGUACUCAUACUCAGCUACAUAUACAUAGCAAUGUACUCCCCAUGUAUCUCAAACCUAAUCGUGAGCAGAAUCCAAAUUAGAAUUUUUAUAUGUACGUAAUCGAGAGACUAGGUAACCACGACAUUAUUAAUCCACAAUGUCAUCGUCAUUGUCAACGUUUCACGCCGAUUACGCUUUCAAAAACUAUUUUGUUUGUGCUCUACAGAUCCGUUUCGAAUAUUAAAAAUUAUGUGUUUGUCCCAGUGUAUUGUGCGACUAACACCAAUUGUACUCGAAUAUUGUGUUGCUCUUUUACCUUUUGUAAAAUAGUUUAACCUAGCUGUCCAGUACCCAACUCGUACUUGAAUGUCCGUUCAGUUAUUGUUUAAGCCGUCUUUUAAGUGUAUUCAAUCUUUUGUAACCACCUAUUCUUUAAUAAUUUAUUUAUAUUUGUGUUCUUACCACACCCGAAACAUAUCACAUACAAAUGACAACAAUAAAACGUUUUUGACACCUUUUGUUAACA
Drosophila subpulchrella is the source of this 2145-nucleotide messenger RNA. Its product is annotated as transmembrane protein 47. Gene Ontology annotation, biological process: cell-cell adhesion. The record is from RefSeq and is a predicted model, not a curated record. The transcript has 6 exons. NCBI's taxonomy places the organism in Eukaryota, Metazoa, Arthropoda, Insecta, Diptera, Drosophilidae. Gene Ontology annotation, cellular component: membrane; cell-cell junction. The coding region runs from base 315 to 1127 and encodes 270 amino acids.